UACGUGUAGCCAAAGAUCCUGGUGUAGCUCACCAACUAGCAGCAGCUAGCUAGUCAGAUAGAGGAGACAGUACCAGCGAAUACAUAUCUGUUGACACAACGGUAGCUAUUUUCUGAUUGUAACGUAUACAGGGAAAAAGACGAACGUACAGUCAUUGGACAUUUGAAAACGCCACGGACUGAUACUUUAUCGAAGUUAAUAUGCUGUAGCAGAAUGGAAUUACCAGUGCACGCUUGUUUUGAGUGGUACUGCAUAAGGACGCGGCACUGUUUCGGCCAUCAAAACAAGGAGCCAUAAACUCCAUGCAUCUUGUGAAGUCCCUCCAGAAACUGUAAAUUGCACUCAAACAGAGACUUAAAAGGACAGACAUGUUUGCCAAGUUGAAGAAGAAGAUUGCAGAGGAAGCGGCCACAGCACCUCGGAGUGGUGUUCGUAUACCGCGCACCAUCAGCAAGGAAUCCAUCACCUCAGUGGGGGCAGACUCUGGGGAUGACUUUGCAUCUGAUGGCAGCAGCUCCAGGGACGACUUGCCCGCACAGCUUCUCAGGAGGAAUGAUCAGAUCCGGAAGCUGGAGGCCAAGCUGUCAGUAUCCAUAAAGAAACUUCAAGACCAGAAUGAGUCUCACCAGGCCGGCAGAGCCAAAAUGGCAGAGGGGAUGGCUUUAGCACUGGAAAAGAAGGAUCAGGAAUGGAUGGAGAAGAUGGCUGAUAUGGAAAAGGACAAAGCUGUCCUGUCAGCCCGGAUAGAGGAGAUGAUGGAGCAAAGCUUAGCACUCUUCCAGAAAAGGGAUGACCUGGAUGAACUGGAGGGCUUUCAGCAGCAGGAGCUCGCUAAAGUUAAACACAUGUUGCUGAAGAAGGAGGAACAGCUGAGCCAGCGGGAUCAGGAGCUCCAGCAAAAGGAGGCUGAAGUUCAGUCAGCAAAGCAAGGGUUGUCUGAGGCUCGAAGGAAACUCCAGGCUCUGGAAAAGCAGCAUGAGGAGAGCUGCAGACUCAACUCGGAGUUCGAAAUAGAGCGAGAGGAACUGCUGCUGCUCAGAGAGGAGGCGGACAAGAAGAUCAGUGAGCUGGAGGGAGGAUGCCAGGAGCUGCAGUCAGUCAUUCAGCAGGUCUCUGAAGACUUUCAGAAGUCACAGAGUAUGGUGUCAACUUUAGAAAGGUCCCUCCAAGAAUUACAGACUGAGCAUGAUGCCCUGAAGUUGCAACAACAAAAGGCUGCUGUAACGGAGGAGGACAAGGAGCGCUUGUUAGUGGACCUUCAGAAGAAAGUGACGUCUCUGGAGAGACGGCUGCAUGGGAACCUGAGCCAGGACGAGCAUCUACAGGAGCUUCUCCAGGAGAAGUCCAGCCUGGAGCAAAGUCUGGAAGAGACCAGAGCAGAGCUGCUGCUGGUUCGGACCAACCAUGCUGAUACUGUCAGCUCUCUGGAGACGCAGGUAUCCAGAAUGAGCUGCAGCAUUACUGAGCUGCAGACCCUUCUCCGACACAAAGACGACUCCUCCAGAGCCUACAGAGAGAGAACAGACACACAAAUAGCUAAUUUGGAGCAGAAAGUCCAGGAGAGUAGUGAGAGACUGAAGAGUGCAGAGCAUCAGAUCACAGAGAAACAGCAGCACAUGGCUAAACAGCUAGGAGAGUGGAGUGCAGAGAAGGCCUUUCUGGAUCAGCAGGUCUGUUUGUUACAGCAGCAGAGUGAGGAGAAGACCAGCCGCCUGGAGGAAAGUAUCACCUCUUUACAGACAGAAAGACAGAUGUUGCAUGACAGAAUGGCUGAUCUGGACAAGCAGAGGGACGAAGCAAACGCCACUCUGAGCCAGCGGACAGGCGAGCUGGAACAGUGCAGGGCGGAGCUGAACAGUCAGCAGACAGUGAGCACAGAAAUUGCCAAAGCUCUCGAAGAAACCAGGCGACAGAAGGAGGAACUGCAAACGCAGGUUGGAGAGCUGACCCCAUCUCUACAGACCUCACAGCAGGAACUGUCAGCUGUCACUGAGAAGCUAGCACUGAGAGAGGAAGACAUCAAAACACUUGAGAAUGAGGUGCAGUGUCGGCAGGCAUCACUGGUCCAGCUACAGCAGGACGUAGAGCAGCAGCGAGCCCAGCUAGAGCAGAUGCUGCUGGACAAAGACUCCCAGCUGAUCAGCCUGAGGGAGGAGCUGCUCAGCCAGACACAGCAGCUAGAUAGCUGCCAGGCGCGGAUCUCAUACCUGGAGGUUGAGGUGGAAACCUUGACGGAACAGCUUCACAGCCGUGAAGUGUGUGAGGAGGAUCAUAACGGUAGUGUGACGGUGGAUGAUCUGGAUCACAUUCAGAAGGUCAACAGAGAGCUAGAGCAGCAGCUCACCGACAAGAACAGGAGCAUCAAGCAGCUGCAGCAGAGACUGGCAGAGCUGAAGAGGACCCUGCAGAAGGAACUGAAGUUGAAGCCUGAGCCAGAAGCUGAAGGGAAAGAGAAAUUUCCAGAAAACCGAGCAGAAAAACAAGAGAGAGUUUGUCCAGACCCGCUGCCAGCAUCGACGCAGAGCCCCCCGACCUCCAACACCACAGUGACCAACACCUCAGACCUCAACGACUCGCGAGAAAUCAACUUUGAGUAUCUCAAACACGUCGUACUCAAAUUUAUGUCAUCCAGAGAGGCUGAGGCAUUCCAGCUAAUACGAGCUGUUUCUGUGCUCCUGAACUUCACUCGUGAGGAAGAGGACAUGUUGAAACAAACUCUUGAGUACAAGAUGUCCUGGUUUGGAUCCAAGCCUUCUCCAAAGGGUGCCAUCCGGCCUUCAAUCUCAGGCAAUCCAACUCUUUGGAGCUGAUGAGCUGCAGAAAGAGCUAUAGCGAUGGAGAGAAAGGAAUCAAAGGACCGCCUCCAGGAGGAAAAAGUCCGUACGCUGUGUCUUCUAUCACUGAGCAGGACUCAGCUUUAAACUUUGAACAGCCUCCCACAGUUCAAUGAUCUGUGGGGACGGACAGGGCUGCACAGUAUGUUCAUAAUCAGUUGUUGAUUUUUUAAAUGACAUUAUUUCCUUGUCAGUGGUUGAAGCAGAUGGACUUUUGACCAUUAUAGAGGGUAAACUAUUACACAUAAUUAAUACUGGAGUUUUAAGUGUCUCAAGUCUCAUUUUUCUUACCUGACAAAUGACGCAGAUCUGAUGUUUUCUAUUCAGUGGAAACAGCAAAAAGUGAGUAAGCAUGUCAGAAAAUGAGACCCAGCAUCAGAAUGAAAUACCAGACUGACUUGACUGUUGUCUUAGGGGCUGCCUUAAUUCUGCCCAGAUUCAAACAACACAAGUUACAUGGGACUUGAUGUGACUGUCUUCACUGAACAAAUGGUGCGGCAUUGAUUGCUGAAGGAUUCUGUCACUUGGUUAAUCGUUAGGUUUCAAUCACAGGGAGGGCUUCUUCAUUCAAAUUCAUUAAAUGGUCCGUACAGAUUCACCAAGCUGAUUGGUUUCAGUAUCGGUGAGAGUUUAUUUAAUAGUACCUGCCAAAUGGGCGUUAUUAUGGAGCCCACGUAACUUCUAGGCAACACCCGCCCUUCAAUAGCAUUCACACACUACUAUUGGCCAGGCUUUCAUGGUUAGGCAAGGUAACGUAACCCGAUUAGUUCAAGUCCUAUCCCCUGACCAAUCGGCUAUCCCAAAUUUAACCACUCGAGGUCAAAUGCCUAACCCCAACCAGUCAAGCUGCUUCGUAGGGCGGGACUUGCCUAGAAGUUACGUGGGAUCCAUAAUAACGCGCCAAAUGGACAUAAGUAGUUCACAUUUGUGUCAAAGGAUCUAAAUUUGUCUACAUGUGGAGUUUGAGUCCCCUUCCUAAAUUCUCAUAAAAAUGUCAUCAGCCAUUUUCUUUACUGGAAUAGUUUUCUUCAUUAUCUGUAGAAAUAUUCACGAUAGCAUUAAAAUGAAUGUGUAUCUACUAGGGCUGCAUGAUAUGAGGAAAUUAUGCAAUAUGCGCUAAUGUUGAAUAUUGCAAUAACGAUAUUACUUGCGAUAAAGAAACAUAUUUAAGUGUACUGCUUUCAGUGUUCUGGUAAAAUACAAACAAAUUGCUUUUGGAAUUUAAAACUCAUACUCCCUCACAUAAAAAUCAUUUCCAACAUUCUUUUAUUGAACAAAGUGAAACUUGAAUUGAAUAUAAAAGGCACAACUAAAAAAAGUGACCGUUACAUUUGAAAGUGCAGUUUUCUACUGAAAGUGUCUUUCGCGAUACGUCACAGCCUUUUGCGAUGCGUUUAUUGCGCCAGUUGAAAUUGCGCCGAUGACCAUAAAAAACAAACAAGAUAUUGUGCAGCCCUAGUGUCUUCUAUGUUCUGAUGGCCAAGGAUUGCAGUUAGUCUAAGACCACUUUACAAAGCUCCUUGCACAACCAAGGGAAUCCAGGCUAGGAUUUCUGUCCAGUAGCACCCCUUUAAGAAAAGACAACGCUGACAUUUUACUAUUUGUGAUUGAUGAUUGAUCAUGAUUUACUGUGUUGAAUUUUUAAAUCAUCAAAAUUGAAAUGGGCAUGCAUCUUUAAAUGAAACUUCCUUGCACUCAUUUCUCUUUAAAAUGACAUUUUCUUCAUAUUUCUAUACAUUAUGUCACUGAAAUCACCAUUACAAGAUAUGGUCUAACUGGUACUGAUUUAAGAGGCUGAUACCAGUAAUCCUUAUAGUAUAGUAUAGUAUAGUAUAGUUGUGUGUGUGUGUGUGUGUGUGUGUGUGUGUGUGUGUGUGUGUGUGUGUGUGUGUGUGUGUGUGUGUGUGUGUGUGUGUGUGUGUGUGUGUGUGUGUGUGUGUGUGUGUGUGUGUGUGUGUGUGUGUGUGUGUGUGUGUGUGUGAUAAGGAACAUUUGGUUUAUAAAGAAUUGGGCUCAAUGAAUGUCUGUGCUCUCUGAUAAAAUGGUGGCCUAUGCCAACAUGCAUGCUGAAUUCGGCCGCACUGUAGUUCAACAGCUCAUUUAAAUGGGUAUCAAACCUAACUGCUUGGCCAUUGGACUGUUAUUACUAUGACGUGAGGCUCCCAGCAGACCUUGCUCUCAGAUCCUCCCGGUUCACCUGGAUUGGCAGACCCUAAUCUAACCCUGGCCCUAACCUAAACCACCCAUAAGCUAAAACAUUUGACUAAAGAGUUUGUUUUGGGAUCGUACUGUAUUUACGUAGCUUUGAAGUUAUGGCUUGGAGGCUCAAGUCGGGGUAAAAUAAAGUCUCUUUUCUCAAAUGCUGCUAUUGGGGAAACAAAACAUGGCUGAUGCAAGCUGUAUGCACAGACUGUCCUUUAACACCAAUAUGAAUGAUUUACACUAUAGUCCAUUUGGAUAAUAUACCAAUGUGAUAAAAUAAGUGAAUGCUCUGUAAAUGAUGACUGGAGGACAUGCUCUACCUUUACCUGCCUUUGGUAAUGUAAAUGAAAGUACAUUCCACAUAUUUAUUUAUAUAUAUAUAUAUAUAUAUAUAUAUA
This is a messenger RNA of Perca fluviatilis (European perch), 5434 nucleotides long. It is a transcript of the gene golga1, whose product is annotated as golgin A1. The transcript has 23 exons. The record is from RefSeq and is a predicted model, not a curated record. NCBI's taxonomy places the organism in Eukaryota, Metazoa, Chordata, Actinopteri, Perciformes, Percidae. Gene Ontology annotation, cellular component: Golgi apparatus. The coding region runs from base 369 to 2810 and encodes 813 amino acids.